Messenger RNA from Phlebotomus papatasi, 2784 nucleotides. Its product is annotated as protein stoned-A. The record is from RefSeq and is a predicted model, not a curated record. Bases 307 to 2784 code for a protein of 825 amino acids. The transcript has 4 exons. NCBI's taxonomy places the organism in Eukaryota, Metazoa, Arthropoda, Insecta, Diptera, Psychodidae.
GGCCAGACCAUAAUGUCGGUGGUACGUGGAUAGAAAUUGUCGAUUGUGAAAUUGUUCUUUUCUCCCAAAGAGGAAGUGUUCAGUUUCAUCGGAAGUUAUCCCUGAAAAGUGUUCCUCAUCGAAAGAAGUCAUUCCCUCAGCUGAAAGUGGUGCAUUUGAGCUUGGAAAAGAGCUUCGUGAUUUGAUUUCAAGAGACGCAGGACUUUUUAUCUUGUUGAAGAGGAAAAAGGGCCAAGUUAAAAUCCACAGGAUUCUCUCGUCCAUCAAAGGAGAGAAGAAUUCCUUCAAUGUCUCGCCGAGUGGAGAAUGCUUAAGUUACCAAAAGGUCUAAAGAAGAAAAAGAAAGGGAAAAAAUCGAAAAAGGAUAAGGAACUUUUCACUGAAGAAGAACUCGAGCAGUAUCGCAGGGAACAUCAAAAACAGGCACCAGUUGAAUUUGAAGAACAACCAACACCAAGUGCUGAGCCAGAAGCGGAGCCAAGUACAUCCAAGGCGGAAGAUGAUGAUGAAUGGCGGAAAUUCAAUGCACUCGCAACUGGUGUUGAUUCAAUACUAAAGAAGACUCAAGGGGAUCUCGAUCGCAUCAAGUCCACAUCGUUCUUCCAGCGCGUUCCACCACCAAGUGAGCAGAAAAGAGCCGAAGAGGAGGCACAGCCAGAGGAGAGUGCCCAGGAAGAGGUCCCUCCUAGUGAGGAGGUAGAGGAAAAGGACAACCUCGCUAGUGCUGUUAUCGAACUCUCCGAGUCUGAGACAGAAAGUGAAGAAGCUGAUGAUAUCUUCGAUACUACAUAUAUUGAUGUAAUCACCACCAACGAGCUUCCACUUGCAUACAUUCCGGAUUCACCAGUUCAAGAAGAGGAAGACGGUCCAGAUCCAUUUGACACCACUUACGCUGAUAAGGUAAUCAAAGGUCCAGAAGUAUCGAAGAAAGGGAAGAAGAUCGUUAGCAUCGGAUCGGCAGUUCAAGUUCUCACAGGAAGAGUAGAAACCGUAACUGCAACUGUUUCAACUAAGCGUCCUCGAAGGGGUGUGCAAAAUCUUCUUCUUGAGGAAUCCGAAGAAGCAACAGGAGAUUCCACAUCAGUUACAGAAUCUGCGCCUGCUCCAAUUGUCAAGACACUCUUGGAUGACACUGAUGAUGUCCUACCCGAUUUGCCCAUUGACUUAAGUGUAUCACUCCAUUUAACACUUCAGAAGGAGAAGGCAGAGAAGGACAAAUCCCAAGAGGCCGAUAACACAGACAAAGACGUUGUUGCUGAAUUUGAUGAAUUAAAGCCAUCCGAACCAGAAGAUGAUGAAUUUGCACAAUUAGCCAGUGAAUCUCUGACUAAAACUGAAGAAGGACUUAAAUUUGCACCUACAGAUUUAGCCUCUAGUGAGGUUGAGGUAUCGUCUGAUUGGGCAGCUUUUGAGGAACAAAGGACCACUGGAGAUAAAGGCAAACCCGUUCGUCCUCCACCACCAAGGCCGCCCACUACACCUCAGGUUCCAUAUUUGGUAAGCGACCAGAUUUUGGAAAUCCCAGAAGAGGCUGACGACGUCGAUCCUUUCGAUACAGCCUUUGUUGACCGCGUAGUUCUAGCUGACGACGACGAUUUUGACCCACGUGCUGAAGACAAAGAAGAGGAACCAGCUCAAGUAGUUCCAGCCGUCGAAGACGAACUCUUCUCUCCUGAUUUCCCCAAGGAGGAGAAUCUCUUCCCGCCAAGGGACUUCCUUGGAGGUAGUGUCAGUGAUCUUUCAACACUUCCGACUAUCACUCCAGCUGCGGCCACAGCCAAGACACCUGAAGAAUUAGAUCCUUUCGACACAUCUGCAGUAUCGUCUCUAGUUGCACCUAAAGAAGUUGAACUCAAAUUCUUAGAGAAGGAACUCUUGGCCGACAAUACCCCAGCUGUUGUUCCUGUUGCAACACUCAAGCACUCCCUCAGUGAUCCGGACUUUGAUCCACGAGGUCUUGGCGAGGAAGCCGAGGAGAAUCCUCAAGAAGGAACUCCAGUUAAGCCAUCUUUUGAGACAAGACCUUCUAUCGAUAUCCAGAGUCGAAAGUCCUCAUUGUGUCUCAAUAUCCAAGGAGUUGCUUCAAAAGCGGUAUCUUUUGCAGUUCCAUCCCCAGAUUUACUUGCUGUUGGUGAGAAUGGUGGUAAAAUCCAGAAACCACUAACUCCCUACUACAAUAAGGAAGUUGUUGUACCACCUACUGAAGACGUAGAUCCAUUUGAUACGUCUUUUGUGUCUGAAAUCAAGCCAACUGAAGUUGAGCUUAGUCUCUUAGAGAGUGAUCUUCUUAAGCAAUCCCAACAGGUUUUAGACGAAGACGACGACUUUGAUCCACGUGCUGAGACACCUGUAGUAUUUGCAGCUCCAGUUGUACAACCAGUAAAGACUCCAGACCUUUUAGCAGUUGGUGAGGAACUCAAUAUUAAAGUCUUGACUCCAGCUAUUGAAAUAGCAAACGCUGCAACAGAAGUACCUAUAUUUGACGAUCCUUUUGAUACAUCGGCAGUUGAUAGCAAUAUCCUACCCGGGAAGGCUGAGCUAAAGCUUAUUGAAAACGAACUCUUGCCUAACUUGGCAAAGACACCUGAACCAGUACUUGAUAUUCUCUCAUAUUCCCAAGACGAUUCACUUCCAGUAAAGGCUCUAACUCCUCUGGGUGCUGUGGCAAAUUCAGUUGAGGAAGUUGAAAUUGAUCCUUUUGAUACGUCGAUUGCGGAAAACUUGGGACCAGGAAAGACUGAAAUCAAACUCAUUGAAUCCGAAUUAAUUGGACAGAAGCAGUAG